This is a messenger RNA of Sclerotinia borealis F-4128, 1629 nucleotides long. The record is from the annotation of a GenBank genome assembly. NCBI's taxonomy places the organism in Eukaryota, Fungi, Ascomycota, Leotiomycetes, Helotiales, Sclerotiniaceae.
AUGUCGUCACUCUAUAAUCUCGAGCCACAACCUACGGCAUCAUGCGUUCUACACACCACUUCCGGCGAUAUUUCCCUCGAGCUUUGGGCGCAACAAGUUCCCCUCACAUGUCGUAAUUUCCUGCAACAUUGCCUCGACGGCUACUAUGAUAAUACUAUCUUUCAUCGACUUGUGCCGGGUUUCAUUUUACAAGGCGGUGAUCCUACAGGUACUGGAUCCGGAGGAGAAUCUAUCUACGAUGGCGGCGAAUUUUCUGAAGAGAAUGGUAUAUGGCCUAUGGAAGAGCGAAAAGGACAAAAUGCAGGACCGAGAGGAGUCGGAUUCAAAGAUGAAUUUCAUAGCAGGAUAAAGUACAAUAGGAGAGGAUUGUUGGGAAUGGCGAACGAGGGGAAGGAUACGAAUGGGAGUCAAUUUUUUCUGACUCUUGGAGAUACGCCGGAGUUGACGGGUAAGAAUACUCUGUUUGGACGGGUGGAGGGAGAAACUAUAUAUAAUUUGGCAAAAAUGGGUGAGGUGGAGUGUGGAGAUGGGGAGAGGCCGUUGUAUCCUACGAAGAUUAUGGAGGUGGAGGUCUUGGUUAACCCGUUUAAGGAUAUGGUAAGGAGGGAGAGGAUUGCAAAGGCUGCUCCGAAGAAGAUUGUGGAGAAGAAAAAGAAGAGGAAAGCAGGAAAACAAUUGUUGAGUUUCGGGGACGAUGGGGAGGAGGGUGUAGAGGAACCAAUGGUUAAGAAAAGGGCGAAGUUUGAUACGAGGAUUGUAAUGGAUGAUGGGAUUGCAGAUAACGAGCCCGAACCCGAGCCUAAAACCAAAUCAGCGUCGAAAAAGAAGGCAUCAAGACCGCGAUCAUCAGAAUCACCCAAGUCAUCACCAGAACCAGAGGCAAGACCACCUCCCAAAUCCUUGCCCAAUAGAGCCGCAAAUCUCGAUCGAGAUAUUUCUUCCUCGCCAGAACCUCAGGUUGAAAAGGUUACCUCUUUACUAGAUCGCACAAAUGCACAAAUUGCAGAACUCAAAGCAUCCAUGAAGCGAAAUGUUCAGGCGGUCCCUGAGCUCGAAAAGAAGAAAUCCGCUUUAGAAGCAAUGAUACCAGCAACAUCUGUUCGUGGAAGAAAACGUAACCCUAACGGAAAGUCAACUGCUAGCAAUGAUCAAGCAGCCCUAGAUAUCCUACGAGCCUUUCGAGAAAGAUUGGAAUCUGCGCCAGCUGAAAAGGAAGUGGCUAAACCUGUACCGCAAGACGACACUGAAGGAAAACUCGAUGAAAAUGGAACAGCUGAUGAUGAAGAAGCUGCAUUGUGUGAUCUACACUUUAUAGUGAAUUGUCAGUCUUGUCAAUCAUGGGAAGCGCAAGGCGAGGAAGAAGAGGAUGAUGAUCUUAAUGACAAGGGGUGGAUGUCUCAUGCGUUAAGUUUCAAGGAAGAUAAAUUAGGCAAAGAUCUUAGUUAUAGGAAGAAAGCUGAAAAUGAAUUGGUGGUUAUUGAUCCGAGAGAGAAAGCUAAAACGUUAAAGGAGGAGAUGAAGGCGAAGAGGGAGGCGAAAGCAGGAGGUUCAACAGGGAGAGAAUGGGAUAUGAAGAGGAACGAGAAAUUGGCGAAAGGAUCGGCGUUGGCUGGGAGAGGAGCGAAAUAG